Pantherophis guttatus is the source of this 3338-nucleotide messenger RNA. RefSeq names its product G protein-coupled receptor 3 (gene GPR3). Gene Ontology annotation, cellular component: membrane. Gene Ontology annotation, molecular function: G protein-coupled receptor activity. The record is from RefSeq and is a predicted model, not a curated record. Lineage: Eukaryota; Metazoa; Chordata; Lepidosauria; Squamata; Colubridae. Gene Ontology annotation, biological process: G protein-coupled receptor signaling pathway.
CCACCCCACCAACCACUACCACCACCAGUUCCCGGCCAGUCUGCAAUCCGUCGCUGCAGCUGGACCCGGGGCUUCUCCAUCCUCGCGAUCCACCUGCUAGCGUCCGGCCAACAUCUGCAUUGGGAGAGGCGGAUUCCUUCGACCUGCAGCCAGCCAGCCAUUCAUUCAUCCAUCCAUCCCAUCGGACGCCCGGAUCGACCCCGCUGCUAUCCGCCUCCCCCUCCUCCCCCCCCUCCCCAGCCGAGGCUUCUUCCUCGCUGAAUGUGCAGUGGGACCCUCUUCCAAGAUAAGAGAGCAUGAAAGAGGACGCGCCCACCAACACCACCAAGAUCCAGCCAAGCUGGUUUGUGCCAACUAAUGGCAGCACCAGCAAGUCCUUCUAUUUCUCAGAGACGCCUCCUGCUCUUCCCUUAAAUCCUUGGGAUGUCGUCCUGUGCGUCUCUGGGACGAUCAUCUCCUGCGAGAACGCCAUUGUGGUGGCCAUCAUCUUUUACACUCCAGCUUUCCGGACUCCAAUGUUCCUGCUGAUUGGAAGCUUAGCCACAGCUGAUCUCUUGGCUGGCUUGGGCCUGAUCUUUCACUUUGCCUUCGUUUAUUGCGUCCAGUCCGAGAUGGUUAACCUCCUCACCAUGGGCCUUCUGGUGACCUCAUUCACCGCCAGCGUGGGCAGCCUCCUGGCCAUCACCAUCGACCGCUACUUGUCUCUCUACAAUGCGUUGACCUACUACUCGGAGAGGACAGUCACGCGGACCUACGUCAUCCUCAUCCUCACGUGGGGGGUCUCCAUCAGCGUUGGACUGUUGCCCGUCAUGGGCUGGAACUGCUUGAAGGACAACUCCAGCUGCAGCAUCAUCAAGCCGUUGAACAAGGACCACCUCAUCAUCCUGUCCAUUUCCUUCUUCAUGGUCUUUGCGGUCAUGUUGCAGCUGUACGUGCAGAUCUGCAAGAUUGUGUGUCGGCAUGCCCAGCAAAUCGCCCUGCAGAGACACUUCUUGGCCACUUCUCACUACGUCACUACCCGGAAAGGCAUCUCUACGUUGACUCUCAUCCUGGGGACCUUUGCUUCAUGCUGGUUGCCCUUUGCUGUUUACUGUCUCCUGGGAGAUUACACCUACCCUGCCCUCUACACCUAUAUGACUGUGCUCCCGGCCACCUACAAUUCCAUGCUCAAUCCGGUGAUUUAUGCCUUCCGGAACCAGGAAAUCCAGAAGGUCUUAUGGGCAAUAUGCUGCAGCUGUAUCUCCUCCUCCAUGCCUUUCCAGUCCAGAUCGCCCAGUGACGUCUGACUCCUCUCGCUCGCUCCCUCCCUCCCUCGAGCCUUCUCCCCAAUCUCUUGCCGCUCAAAUGUGCAGAAACCUCUUUCUAAUGUCCUUCCCUUCCCUUUUGCCAAUGUAAGUGACCAGGCUGUCCUAAUCUUUUUAUUUAUUUUGACUUCAGGAAAGAAAAAGGAAAAACAAAAAAGGACAAAUUUCAUUUAUUUUUUUAACCAUGCCUUUUUUUUAAAAAAAGACCGGGUUGGGGAGAGAGGGAAAAAAAAACAACCCUGUGUUUCUGCUUUUGUGUGUAUGUGCAUGCGUGGGUGUAUUUGGUGACAUGGCAGGUCCGAUGCAAAUAUUUUGUCUGAAAUAUUGAGAGUGCGUUAUUUUCUUUAACAAGGGAAAAACGGCAAGAAGCAGCCUCAAAACCUUCAACCUUUCUUUUUUGAGUUUUUAUAGCCUUAAUUACCUCAGAUCUCUAGAAAACUAUUUUUCUACAUUUUAAACAAAUAUCAUUGUACCCCCUUCUAUCUCUCCUUCGAUCGAUGGGGAUAAAAAAAAAAAAAAUAGCCCAGAGCAAUGCCAGAUUUCAAAAACAAAAUAGGUCCGUCUGUCCCUCACCCCCCCCCAUCUGUAUUUGGCUGCCCCCUGGUGUUUAUUCUAAUACCUGCAACCAUAAGAAGAAGAGUGUGCCAUUGGGGUGGAGGAGGGGUGGAGGGCAAGGGGAGAACAAGGGGUAGUAUUAAUAAAAAGAAUGUAUAAUAUGAGAUCUGAAGCAAUGUGAAUGUCCAGAGUACAGGUAGUCCUCGACUUACAACCAUUCGUUUAGUGACCGUUCGAAGUUACAAUGGCACUGAAAAAAAAGUGAUUUAUGACCACUUACGAACAUCUCCCGGGUCACGUGAUCAAAAUCCAGACACUUGGCAUCUGCCGUGUAUUUAUGACCUCUGCAGUGUCCCAGAGUCAUGUGAUCACCUUUUGUGACCUUCUGACAAGCAAAGAUCUUGCUUCCCUGCUUGAGCAGGAGGUUGGACUAGAAGACCUCCAGGGGUCCCUUCCGACUCGUUAUUGGGGAAACCACCAUCAUGAAAUAAUGUUACUAACUUAAUUGCAGUGAUUUUCCCACUUAAUAACUCUGCUCCCCCCCCCAAAAAAAGGUCAUAAUAAAGUGGAGCAAAACUCACUUAACUGUCUUACUUAGCAACAGGAAGUUUGGGCUCAAGUUGUGAGUCGUAAGUUGAGGAUUACCUAUAACACAAUACUAAAAGCUUUCAAAGGCACUAUUUCUGAAUAACCAAUGUCAAGAUUACAGCCUAAAUGUAUCUUGUAUCAAUUUUAGACCGUUUUGGACUAGGGUUUUCAUUUUCCUAGCUGUCCGGGACAAAAAUGGGUGUUCGUAAUUUCUAGCCCAAUAUUGUUGGGACCAAGGCUAAAAUGGCUGAAACAAUUGCACUAACACUGGGAUGGGAAGAAUUCCAGGCCAUGUUUAUUGACACUGAGAAGUCAGGGUCUCAUGUAAUCUAGUUCCUGGGGCCCUCGACUUGUUUUUGACUUCAGCACCCAUCAUCCAGCUGGCUUGACCAAAGGAUUAUGGGGGGGGGGGCUUUAGCCCUAAAAAUGCCAAGGGCAUUCUUUUCUCUCUCUCCUUUUACAUUUUGCACAGGUCCUUGAAAGGAAAUGAAUGUAACAGGCACUUUGGAAAUAGGAUUUUAUUUUAUCGUUUUGAGCCAGUUUGGUGCAGUGGUGAAGGCACCAGGCUAGAAACCGGGAGACUGCGAGUUCUAGUCCUGCCUUAGGCACAAAGCCAGCUGGGUGACCUUGGGCCAGUCACUUUCUCUCAGCCCUAAGAAGGAAGCAAUGGCAAGCUACUUCUGGGGGAAAAAAAAAAAAACCUUGCCAAGAAAACUGCAGGGAUUUGUCCAGGCAGUCUCUGAAAAUCAGACAUGACUGAACAGGAGAAAGGAAAAAAAAAAUGGUCUUGCAGGGAAAUUCAGAAGAUGUUCUGUGAGAGCACUGUGUUCUUUUGUUUACAAUCAUGAGGGAAAAAAAAAAGAAAUAAAGAUAAUUUUGUGAUACUUGAAA